CCAGCCCUGAUUCACCAGGAAGCACCAUGUCUGCUGUGUAUGGAGGGGUGGAAGGAGGAGGGACGCACUCCAGAGUAAUUCUGAUCUCUGAAGAUGGGCAGAUUCUCUGUGAAGAAGAUGGGCCCUGUACCAAUCACUGGCUGGUUGGCGUUGAUAAGUGCUUGGAUGCCAUCAAUCUCAUGGUGACAGAAGCGAAGAAGAAAGCUGGUUUGGACCCAGAAUGUCCCCUGAAAUCUCUGGGAAUGUCUCUGAGUGGUGGUGAGCAAAAGGAGGCCAUUGACAACAUAAUCAAGGAGAUGAAGACGCGCUUCCCACAGCUCAGUGAAAGUUUCCAUAUCAGUAAUGAUACAAUUGGUGCUAUGGCCACUGCUACAAGGCACGGUGGCGUGGUGCUGAUAUCGGGUACUGGGUCCAACUGUAAACUUGUCAAUCCAGAUGGGUCCGUUGUUGGCUGUGGGGGCUGGGGUCACCUAAUGGGAGACGAAGGAUCAGCGUACUGGAUUGCACAUUUAGCCAUGAAAACGGUCUUUGAUGCCACUGAUAACCUUGCAGAUCCUCUUUAUGGAAUUGACUUUGUGAAGCAAGCCAUGUUCAGCUACUUCCAGGUUUCCAAUCGAUUGGGAAUCCUGACCCACCUGUACCGGACCUUUGAGAAGAGCAAGAUUGCUGGGUUCUGCGUGAAGUUGUCUGAAGGAGCUAAUCAGGGGGAUCCUCUAUGUUGCCAUCUAUUCCGGAGAGCUGGUGAGGUCCUUGCUCGUCAUGUGGUGGCAGUACUCCCAAAGAUAGACAAGGUCCUGUAUGAGGGCCACCUCGGCCUGCCAAUUCUGACUGUGGGGUCUGUGUGGAAUAGUUGGGACCUAAUGAAAACUGGUUUCACAGAAGUCUUGUAUAACGCCCACAAGAACCAGGCAGGAAGCUCACUGACAUGUUUCAGUCUUCUGAGCCUCAAGCAGUCAUCGGCAGUGGGAGGAGCCUAUCUUGGAGCCCAGAAUAUCGGAUACAUUCUGCCUCUAAACUACGAGGCCAAUGUAAAUGUCUUCUACGAACAUUCUUUUUCAUAAACCCAGAGGAUCUGCAAUCACUCUGUGAAGAAAAUUAUCCUUUUAUAUAAGACACAAAACCAACCGUCAUUAUUCUCACCUUGUGUCAGGGUAGAUUAUCCUUCUUCCUCAGCAACAUAUCCAGACUCCCAAUCUGCACUGUAGAAACUGUCUGUACACUGUGUUGAUCAUUUUUAAAUCUGUUCAAUAGUUUUUUGUUAUUU
Molecule: messenger RNA, 1264 nt
Organism: Pelobates fuscus (common spadefoot toad)
Lineage: Eukaryota; Metazoa; Chordata; Amphibia; Anura; Pelobatidae
Gene: NAGK
Product: N-acetylglucosamine kinase
Exons: 10
Coding region: 27-1061 (344 amino acids)
Molecular function (GO): N-acetylglucosamine kinase activity
Source: RefSeq, a predicted model, not a curated record